Messenger RNA from Beta vulgaris subsp. vulgaris (sugar beet), 2081 nucleotides. RefSeq names its product signal peptide peptidase-like 2. The transcript has 14 exons. Gene Ontology annotation, molecular function: aspartic endopeptidase activity, intramembrane cleaving. Gene Ontology annotation, cellular component: lysosomal membrane; Golgi-associated vesicle membrane; lumenal side of endoplasmic reticulum membrane. Bases 180 to 1787 code for a protein of 535 amino acids. The record is from RefSeq and is a predicted model, not a curated record. Lineage: Eukaryota; Viridiplantae; Streptophyta; Magnoliopsida; Caryophyllales; Amaranthaceae. Gene Ontology annotation, biological process: membrane protein proteolysis.
AUAAUUAGGAAUUUCAAUUGCUUCUUUUCCUACAUCAAUAAAAUAAAAAAGUUAAAAAAGAUAUGUUCUUUUCUCUACUUCAAGUUCAAGUCUUACCCACUUCUGAAAAUUUGCUUCUGUUUCUUCAUAACUUUGAAGGCUAAAGCUGCGCGCUUUCUGGAAGCAUAAAAUUAAAAGAGAUGGAUCUGCAAAGAGUGAGGUUGUUUCUCUUUCUGUGUGCUCUUAUAGUGAGUGUUAAAGCUGGGGAUAUAGUUCACCAUGAUGAUAAAGUUCCCAAGAAACCUGGUUGUGAAAAUGAUUUCAUUCUUGUGAAAGUGCAAACAUGGAUUGAUGGCAAAGAAGAUGUAGAAUUUGUUGGUGUUGGUGCCAGAUUUGGUACCAGGAUCGUAUCGAAGGAGAAGAAUGCUAACUACUCACGUCUUACUCUUUCUGAUCCUCGUGAUUGUUGCAGUCAGCCAAGGAACAAGCUUGCCGGAGAUGUCAUUAUGGUACACCGAGGUCACUGCAGAUUCACCACUAAAGCAAAUGUUGCAGAAGCUGCUGGUGCUUCAGCAGUUCUCAUCAUAAAUGACCAAAAUGAACUUUACAAGAUGGUCUGUGAACCAGAUGAGACCGCUCUUGAUAUCCAUAUCCCUGCAGUUAUGCUCCCUCAAGAUGCUGGCAGAACGUUGGAGAAAAUGCUAUCAAAUAGUUCUUCAGUAUCUGUUCAGCUAUACUCUCCACGGCGACCAGUCGUAGACAUUGCCGAAGUAUUUUUAUGGCUUAUGGCAGUCGGUACUAUCCUGUGUGCGUCAUUUUGGUCGGCCUCGGGUGCCAGAGAAGCAGCUGCUGAACAUGAAAACCUAUUAAAAGAUGCUUCGGAUGAUCUCUCAUAUACAAGCUCUGGGGGUGUCGUGAACAUCAGUACCACAUCAGCACUAUUGUUUGUUGUUGUAGCUUCAUGCUUUCUUGUUAUCCUUUACAAACUGAUGUCAACUUGGCUCAUUGAGCUUUUGGUGGUGCUUUUUUGCAUUGGCGGUGCAGAGGGAUUACAAACAUGCUUGGUUGCUUUACUAUCAAGAUGGUUCAAAUUGUUUGCGCACUCAUAUGUAAAAGUACCUCUAUUUGGAGCUGUCUCAUACCUUACUAUAGCUGUUUCACCAUUCUGCAUCACAUUUGCCGUCCUCUGGGGAGUUUAUCGAGAUCUCCAUUUUGCUUGGAUUGGUCAAGAUGUGCUUGGAAUUGCUUUGAUAAUGACAGUUAUUCAGAUCGUUCGGAUUCCAAAUCUUAAGGUGGGUACAGUUCUUCUCUCUUGUGCCUUGUUGUAUGACUUAUUUUGGGUAUUUCUUUCGAAGAAGCUAUUCCAUGAGAGUGUGAUGAUUGUGGUAGCCCGUGGUGAUAAAAGUGGGGAGGAUGGUAUUCCAAUGCUGCUAAAGAUCCCACGCAUGUUUGACCCGUGGGGUGGCUAUAGCAUCAUUGGUUUUGGAGACAUCCUUUUACCAGGAUUACUAAUAGCUUUUUCUCUCAGGUAUGACUGGUUAGCAAAGAAGAGUCUUCGAGCUGGAUACUUUUUGUGGACAAUGAUUGCCUACGGAUUAGGUCUUUUCAUUACUUAUGUGGCACUAAAUUUGAUGGAUGGACAUGGCCAACCUGCCUUGCUUUACAUUGUCCCUUUUACUUUAGGCACAUUAUUUAUGCUGGGAAGGAAGAGAGGCGAUCUCAAGAAGUUAUGGACAACGGGUGAACCCGAUAGACCUUGCUCUCAUAUGCAUCUGCAAAUGUCUGAUGAAUGGAGUGAAGAAAGAUAAACCCUUGAUCAUUAAUUGAAUAUGAGAGAAAGAGACAAUCUUAAUAUUAUGUAAUUGCACCAUAGUAUUAUACAGUAAAUCACUAAUUGUUAUAAUAUCCUUGAAAUUCCAAAUUCAACAGAGGUGUGAUUAGGAGAACACCCUUUAAUUUUCUAUGGCCUAGGACCAGGAAAGAAUGUAAUGGUCUGCCUAAUAUGCUAGAUUAGCUAAUGUUUAAUUUGUAUAUUUUUCACGAUAAGCCGUGUGUAAGACCCCGCUAUUGUGUGAGUAAUAGAGAUGAAUUUAUUCCUGUGA